AAGAGAGAAAUAACCAAUUUCAAUUUUCAAAAAAAUAAAUAAAAAAGAACUCUGCUUGAUUUUGAAGCUGUCUUUUUUACCGUCUUCUCCUUUCGUUGUCCCGCUUUUUAUUUUCUCUCUCUAAAAUCUUCGGAACACAAAAAUUAAAGAGAGAGAAAGAGGCUAGGGUUUUUCGUUUCACUGAACUUUUUUCCGACUAAAUUUCUAGGGUUAGGGUUUAUCGGAACCUUUCUCCGAUCAAUUCUCAUGGCGGCAGAGAAGCUAAGGGAUUUGAGUCAGCCUAUUGAUGUCCCUCUCCUUGACGCUACCGUCGCCGCUUUCUAUGGCACCGGAUCUAAGGAAGAGAGGGCUGCGGCAGACCAGAUAUUACGAGAAUUGCAGAACAAUCAGGAUAUGUGGCUCCAAGUAGUACACAUCCUUCAGACCAGUCAAAACUUAAAUACAAAAUUCUUCGCAUUGCAGGUUUUGGAAGGUGUAAUUAAAUACCGAUGGAAUGCAUUGCCCGUUGAACAGCGGGAUGGAAUGAAAAAUUAUAUAUCUGAUGUUAUUGUUCAGCUUUCAAGAGACGAGGCUUCUUUCAGGCAGGAAAGGUUAUAUGUCAACAAAUUAAACGUCAUAUUGGUUCAGAUUCUGAAGCAUGACUGGCCUGCUAGGUGGCAAAGCUUCAUUCCUGACCUUGUUAAUGCUGCUAAAAGCAGUGAAACGAUUUGUGAAAAUUGCAUGGUCAUAUUGAAACUGUUGAGUGAGGAGGUUUUUGAUUUUUCAAGAGGAGAAAUGACGCAACAAAAGAUUAAGGAACUUAAGCACUCGUUAAAUAGUGAGUUUCAACUUAUUCAUGAGUUAUGCCUGUAUGUGCUAUCCGCAUCCCAGAGGACUGAGUUGAUACGGGCUACUCUGUCUACACUUCAUGCGUUCCUUUCAUGGAUUCCGUUGGGAUAUAUUUUUGAAUCCCCUCUGCUGGAAACUCUUUUGAAAUUCUUUUCUGUUCCAGCAUAUCGAAAUCUUACCCUCCAGUGUUUGUCUGAGGUUGCAGCACUGACAUUUGGUGAAUUCUACAAUGCCCAAUAUGUGAAGAUGUACAACGUAUUCAUGGUUCAGUUACAGGCUAUUCUCCCGCAAACAACUAGUAUUCCUGAUGCUUAUGCAAAUGGAUCCUCUGAUGAGCAGGCUUUUAUUCAGAAUUUGGCUCUUUUUUUCACCGCAUUUUUCAAGGCUCAUAUCAGGGUUCUGGAAGCCUCUCAAGAGAGCAUAGCUUCCCUCUUGGUGGGUCUUGAGUAUCUUAUUAAUAUAUCGUAUGUUGAUGAUACAGAGGUUUUUAAGGUUUGCUUGGACUACUGGAAUUCCUUGGUUUUAGAGUUGUUUGAGGCACACCAUAAUGUCGAUAAUCCUGCGGCAGUUGCGAAUAUGAUGGGCCUGCAGAUACCAUUUAUUCCUGGAAUGGCCGAUGGUAUGGGCUCUCAGCUCCUACAAAGGCGGCAACUUUAUGCUGGCACUAUGUCGAAGUUGCGUUUGCUAAUGAUUUGCCGAAUGGCAAAGCCUGAAGAGGUUCUGAUAGUCGAAGACGAAAAUGGGAAUAUUGUUCGCGAGACUAUGAAGGAUAAUGAUGUUCUAGUACAAUAUAAGAUCAUGAGGGAAACACUCAUAUAUCUGACACAUCUUGACCAUGAUGAUACUGAGAAGCAGAUGCUUAAAAAAUUAAGCAAGCAGCUUAAUGGCGAAGACUGGUCAUGGAAUAAUUUAAAUACCUUGUGUUGGGCAAUCGGAUCGAUAUCUGGAUCAAUGAUGGAAGAGCAGGAGAACAGGUUUUUGGUGAUGGUUAUUCGUGACUUGCUGAAUUUAUGUGAAAUUACGAAAGGGAAAGACAACAAAGCUGUUAUUGCAAGUAAUAUCAUGUAUGUUGUCGGGCAGUACCCACGAUUUUUGAGGGCUCAUUGGAAAUUUUUGAAAACAGUUGUCAACAAGUUGUUUGAGUUCAUGCAUGAAACACAUCCAGGAGUUCAGGACAUGGCGUGUGAUACAUUCUUGAAAAUAGUUCAGAAGUGCAAACGUAAAUUUGUCAUUGUUCAGGUUGGGGAAAGUGAGCCUUUUGUAUCUGAACUUCUUACUGGUCUUCCAACAACAAUUACUGACCUUGAGUCUCAUCAAAUUCACAUGUUCUAUGAAGCUGUUGGUCAUAUGAUCAGUGCAGAAUCUGAUCCACAAAAAAGGGAUGAAUUUCUACGGCGCUUAAUGGAUCUCCCUAAUCAGAAAUGGGCAGAGAUCAUUGGACAGGCACGCCAAAGUGUAGAUGUGCUGAAGGACGCUGAUGUUAUUAGGGCAGUUCUCAACAUUUUGCAGACAAAUACAAGUGCUGCUACCUCUCUUGGUACUUGUUUCUUCCAACAGAUCUCGCUGAUCUUUUUGGAUAUGCUUAAUGUGUACAGAAUGUAUAGCGAACUUAUCUCAAGUACCAUUGCUGGUGGUGGCCCUUUUGCAUCCAAAACCUCCUUUGUGAAGCUUUUGAGGUCGGUGAAGCGAGAGACUCUUAAACUUAUUGAAACAUUCUUGGAUAAGGCUGAGGAUCAGCCACACAUUGGAACACAAUUUGUUCCACCGAUGAUGGAUCCCGUUCUCGGGGAUUAUGCAAGGAAUGUUCCUGAUGCUAGGGAGUCUGAAGUGUUGUCGCUUUUUGCUACUAUAAUAAACAAAUACAAGGCUGCGAUGAUAGAGGAUGUCCCUCGCAUUUUUGAAGCUGUUUUCCAAUGCACUUUGGAGAUGAUAACAAAGAAUUUUGAAGAUUACCCAGAGCAUCGACUAAAGUUCUUUUCAUUACUUCGGGCUAUUGCUACGCAUUGUUUCGCUGCAUUGAUUCGGCUGUCACCUCAGCAAUUGAAACUUGUUAUGGACUCGAUUAUCUGGGCCUUCCGUCAUACUGAAAGAAAUAUUGCUGAAACCGGGCUUAACCUCUUGCUAGAGAUGCUAAAGAACUUUCAGGUUUCUGAGUUCUGUAAUCAAUUCUACCGGACUUACUUUUUGACUAUCGAGCAAGAAAUAUUUGCUGUGCUGACGGACACCUUUCACAAACCUGGAUUUAAGCUGCACGUGUUGGUCUUGCAGCAUUUAUUCUGCCUGGUACAAUCUGGUGCUGUCACCGAACCUCUUUGGGACGCAGCGACAGUCCCUUAUCCAUACCCAAAUAAUGAGAUGUUUGUUCGUGAGUACACCAUAAAGCUGCUAAGUACUUCGUUCCCGAACAUGACCCCUGCCGAGGUUACUCAAUUUGUCAAUGGACUGUUUGAGUCAACAAGUGAGCUUCCCACAUUCAAGAAUCACAUACGGGACUUCUUGGUGCAAUCAAAGGAGUUUUCAGCUCAGGACAAUAAAGACCUUUAUGCAGAGGAGGCUGCUGCUCAAAGGGAGAGGGAACGUCAAAGAAUGCUUAACAUUCCUGGACUUAUUGCUCCUAAUGAGAUCCAAGAUGAAAUGGUAGAUUCUUAGUAAGGGUCACAAUUUGCUUCGUUGUUCCUAACUCAACUUCGGGGCUAUUUAGAUUAACCAAAGAUUUAUGAGAGGCUAUUUGGCGAGCGUGAUCCACCAUUUUCCCCGUGCUGUUCCUGAAAGUUUAUUUGUUUUUGGGUUGUGGAUGAUGACGGUGCCUCUACUGGUAGCCUUAGUUCAUUUUAGUGGAUGGCUAGUUCAUUAUAUCAUCAAUUGGCUGGUUGUAGAGUAUUUAGGUUUUUCGUAGGAACAUACAAAGCCGUUUCAAUGGGCUUUUCUAGAAUUCAGUUGAAUUAUAUUCAUCUGGGGGGGUUAAGAGGUGUGUUAUUUAGUUGGACUUUCUGGGCAUCAAUGUUUUGAUGUAUUUAUGAUAAGUUUGUAAGUACUCUGUUGGGUGGUUUGUGCAGAAAGUUUUCUUUUACUUUUGGGGUUUCUCUUUUAGGAAUGGGGGUUUAUAUUAUUAGACUAUCAAUGUAUUGAUAUUGACAAAGAGCAUUGUUCUUUGAUCUACACAUACAAAUUUUGUUCGACUUAAUCUGUCGUUAUAUAGCAACGUGAUUUAUAGCAUUAGUUUUUCGUUUUGCAA
Messenger RNA from Spinacia oleracea (spinach), 4063 nucleotides. Its product is annotated as protein EXPORTIN 1A. Gene Ontology annotation, molecular function: nuclear export signal receptor activity; small GTPase binding. NCBI's taxonomy places the organism in Eukaryota, Viridiplantae, Streptophyta, Magnoliopsida, Caryophyllales, Amaranthaceae. The coding region runs from base 247 to 3477 and encodes 1076 amino acids. Gene Ontology annotation, biological process: ribosomal large subunit export from nucleus; protein export from nucleus; ribosomal small subunit export from nucleus. The record is from RefSeq and is a predicted model, not a curated record. Gene Ontology annotation, cellular component: cytoplasm; nucleus. The transcript is spliced from 32 exons.